This is a messenger RNA of Alternaria hordeiaustralica, 1191 nucleotides long. RefSeq lists its product as uncharacterized. The transcript has a single exon. Bases 1 to 1191 code for a protein of 396 amino acids. NCBI's taxonomy places the organism in Eukaryota, Fungi, Ascomycota, Dothideomycetes, Pleosporales, Pleosporaceae. The record is from RefSeq and is a predicted model, not a curated record.
AUGAUGGUCAAGAGUAGUGUAGCUGACGCACGGAUGGAACUCAAAGAUGGAAAGGUGAAGUUUAAAGACAAGGGCGUAUAUCCAUUGUACCCAAGCGAUGAGGUUUGCGAGGAGAACGGUUCGCCAUUGGGCGUUUACUGCGAAUACAGAUAUGGAGUUGUUGUCGCUGUUUUCCAUGGAGACCGUUUUCCAACGGCGACUAUCAUACCCGAGUUCACGUAUAGUUGCGUGGGAGCAUGGACCGAUGGGGACGAGACUGUUCCCAAGCCGCCAGCAUUUUGCGCAGAGCAUAUCGGCAUCAUGAACCGAUCGCAGGUCGAUGAACGUAGAGCCUACGAGACCACAGUUACUAAUACGCGAAAUCGCGAAGGACCCGACAGUGCUAAGUACUCGCGCGGCACCACUGCUGCCCAGCCGAACCCUCAUCCAUACGCGCCAUGGGAUUGUAUCGCAACGAUUGAUCGGAAUUCUACGCACAAACCAAAACGCAAUAGUCUGUUGAAGCUAUCCGGCUCCAUUACGGUUUACGAAGACGACCGUAUAACAAGGGUGGGAAAGCUAGAGAAUGCAAGUAAAGAUUUCGUGCGAGACAUCUGGUUGAAGUUCAUAGCCAUCUCUACUCUCGGCAUGGAUGAGCGCCAGAACUUCGACUUCGGCAAAUACAGCUGGCUGAGAGGUCUUGAUCCAAACUUCCAAGGUCCCUUGCAGCUCUGGUCUCCCGAGUCUGAUACUACAGGCGCUUUCACCCAUGACAAAGACAAAGUCAAAGUCUCUCCAGAAGAUGGUAUCCCGCCAACACUCACAGGAUUGGUAGGAAGCACCCUGGUGGAUCCUGAAAGUAGCUCUGCCAAUGAAGCCAGAGGGAGUACUCCUAUGACUUUGGAGAACAGCCCUACGACUGGAUUGGGAGGAAGCAGAACCGAUGAGGACUUGCGCGCAUCUGAAACAAGGAAGCGAACAGCCGAAUCCAUGCUCGCGGCGUCACCUCAGGAGCUUGAAGGACAAAAUUCUGCGGAAAAUGAUAUCUCGAACCUUGAAGACAACGCUUCUGGUUCUCAGCCCGCGAACGCUGAGGACUCUCAUGAGCCAGCGCACAAGCGACAGAGGACUGACACGGCUGUUGAUGACAAAAGUGAAGAUUUGGGCGAGAUGGACUCUGUUGAGCAUGGCGAUCCUGGGAAGGGCGAGUAA